Molecule: messenger RNA, 3184 nt
Organism: Vespula pensylvanica (western yellowjacket)
Lineage: Eukaryota; Metazoa; Arthropoda; Insecta; Hymenoptera; Vespidae
Exons: 10
Coding region: 428-3034 (868 amino acids)
Source: RefSeq, a predicted model, not a curated record
AAUCGUAACUCUUGUUGUUGCAUAGAAAUUUAUACGACAAAUGCAUUGUUAAGUUUGUUUUCACAUUGUUUGUUAUAUAUAACUGAAUUACGAUUUAGUUUCAUCAUUUUUUGCGGUCAUUGCACGUUCCGUCUUUUAUUAUUAAAACGUUAUACGGUCGAUAAAAAGUACUUAAGUAAGUACUCACUUUUCGGUUUUGGAUCACUUCCAUAUAGGAAAAUGUCAUCGAAGAAGAACAAGCUGAAAGUUCGAUAAAGCUAGACUCUAGAGUUCUUCGUUUACACGGAGAAUGAGUGUGUGUAUGAGAAAGAGAGAAAGAGAGAAAGAGAAAGAGAGGUGGAAGCGUAUAGUAAGGGUCGAAUCUCCCGAAUCAUAGUUUAGUAGAGCGGUGCGCGGCCACGAGCUCGGCCGUUCAUCGGCCAGCGCGAUGCUGUUUUGCACUUUUGUGCGAACAGCAUUUUCCGCAUCCCUUGGUGCCGUUGUCCAGAUAGUGAUCUUGGUUUUACAAAGUUCUACCACAUCGAGGGUUCAAGCUACUCUGCCACCUGGUGCUGAAGAUGAGAUAAUUUUGAUCGAACAUCUACCUGGUCGUCGAGUUCAUCUACAAGACUUUUUUUGGACCGGUAUAGAUGACGCACCACCAUGGGUGGAUCCAAAUCAAGGUUUGACCUUCUACGAGACCAGAACGGUUCAUCACACUGUCACUAUUUAUUCUCCAAACGAUUACGACGAUAAAAGUGCUUCGGCGCCUGCACCUCCACAUGGAUCCACUCCUCAGGGACCUGGAUGUACCACUUGCAUUAAUCCCACUCCGCGUUUGGAUGAAGACGAGGACCAAGAUAUUGGGAUUCUGAUUGGUGAAGAUCCUGGACCCAGGUACUGGUUAUUGACCGUUUUACGAGCUGGGGAAUCCAUACCACAGAAAGUGGAGUUAAAAUUGGCUCGUCUCUAUCGGACCGCGUUUUCAAGGCAACAACAACGUCAUCUUGGUCUUCUUUCGACCGAUCCUCGAGCUCGCAGAGCAACCGAACAACGUGGCUUCCACGAACGAAUGACAACUGGUACGAUCCUACAAAAGUCAUCGAAAGAAAACGCAACGAUUCCUACAGAAAGUUCAAUCGAAUUGAAAGAAGAGAGGAUGAUCGAUGUAUCGAAACGAGGAAGAAAAUUUUUCGGGAAAUUUCGAAACAACGACAGUGAAAUUUUGGAUAAUGUCUUCAAUAAAAAUCAAACUCACGAAGAUUUAAAUUUGGGAGACAAUGAAAAGUCUUCGAAAAAAGUAGAAUCGAAUUUGAAUUAUUUGGGUUUGAAAAAACUUCGAUUGAGAAGUUUGAACAAACAGGAAGAUGAUGAUGAUAUAAUGCUUACAAAUUCGUCGUCGAUGAUUUUUAAGGAUCAGCAUCCACUGAACUUCAGUUCAAGGUCACCCGUUGAUUGGAAACGGACCGAAGAAAGCAAUAAGGACAUCAAUUUGACUGGCCGAUCAAAAUUACGUUCUUUGGAUGGUGUCGUACAGAUAAAGAUGCACAAUACGAGCAUAAUAGAGGGCGAAGGUACUAGACUGAUCUAUUCCGUUCAUCUUGAUGGAAAACCUGUACCAGCUGAAACGGCAGCCAGAGAUAUGGCACUCCUUUCGUCUCAAGAAGUUGCUCUUGAACUUGGUGUACCUGUUAUUAUCCGAAGCGAACCAUAUUUAAAAGAAACAAGACCCUUAGCCCUUUCGAGAAAAAGGGAUGUUUGGUUACUGGUAGGAGCUGCUGGAGCUGCUGUAAUCUUAUUAGUCCUACUCCUUACUGGUUUGGUCCUAAUAGCCAAGAGAAAACGAGCUCACAGUGCUGUCGUACCACCACCGAACAAAAGUAUACUUAAAAAGGAACGGGAUUACGUUCUACCAUCUUCUGGUCUUGACAAUACAGCUUUCUUGACGCCUGACUCAGAAGGCAAGAUCGAAGGUACUAGUCAAAGGCAAACACCAGGAACCCUUUCGAGAACUCCUGAUACCACCGACAGUCUUCAUCGUAGCGUCGACGAAUUUUCCACGGACAACGAGGAGGAAUCUAAAAAACUUGCUGCAGCUAGUCCUUGGAGCAUCGAGGAACAACCUUCAAGAAAAACAAGAGUGACACAGGGAAGAAUGACAAGAACAAACGCCAUCGAUCCACCAAGAACUCCAGAUUCAAUGGAUACUAUUGCCGAUCAUGCAGAGAUGUUGGAAUCACUUGAGAAUGGUUAUCCGAGACAAGAAGAGGUUCCAGUCUCUCCACGUUCUUAUCUAUCCAUGCCUUCUUGCAAACAAUUUCCAAGUAUGCGAAGCGUCGAACCACUUUCAAGAGUCCUCGAGCCAGUAACAGUCAAGCAUUUGGACGUAGACUCUCCUGAAAGUGGAAGGCGCAAAGACAAUGGCUACGUCGCUCAUCAAAGAAGCGAAAAAAUGGAUGAAACAUUUUUAACGAGAGCAGCCAGUGCUUCUAGAGAUCCUGGAGUCGUAGGACCUAUCGUUUGGACACUAAAGAGACAAGGAUUAUCUACCGAAGGUAAUGGUACGUCCGAAAUAUCGGACGUCGAACAGAUCUUCGUGGGAUCAGGUGGUCCCGUGGGUCGUGCUAGGAGACGUCUCCACGAACUCCUCGAGGACUCCUUCAGCCUCUUCGGAAGCAGAGAGCCCAAGUCCAGAGAAUUUCAAACGUCGAAUACGCGUCCGAACUCUGCCGUACGCACGACGGAUGCUCUCACGAUAUUUACCGAAGGAAGGCAUAGUCCGACGUCAACUCCGCCUGCGGAAUUAAGUACUCGACCUCGCACGUCAGCAUCAAGAAGAAAUUUGCCAGAGGAUAUUCCUGAAACUGGCCAGUCAAGUCACACACGUGGUACUUGGGGCUCGAGACCACUCAGUGCCGGUCCGUUUCACAAACCUAAUCUACCAGAAGUGGAUACCAGACGUAUCCUAGCGGAUUCUCAACUCUCACCGGAGGAUCCAGCGGUACCUUUAAUCAGCAGUAUUAAGAAAGAACUGGAAAAGUUCUCUCCGCGAUAAAUGAAUAAAUUAACGAAAUAGUUGAAUUUAUUUUACGGGACGCUCUUUUUACUUCGCGAGAUUCCUAAAUAAUUUCUAAAUCGAUCGAUAUUGGUAACAAUUUAAAAGUCCUAGCGUACAUACGUAUUUGUGCCAGUAUAAACAAACAAA